AUGGAAAGCUUUUUGGAGGCCCCUCUGAAGGAUUGGAGGAUCGGGAGUGCUUCCGAUGAACACCAUCCAAAUGAAAAGCUCCGUCACCAUGCAGUUCCCGGAGGCGCUUUUGAACAGUGGCGUCCCAUCCACUUGUGGGAGAGGGUUUAUAAGGAAAAGUGCGAACGCGGUUUUCUUCCAGGUAGAUUGCGCGCCGUCAAAAGAAUCAGCAAAGAGCACGCCGGCUUUCUCAUGGCGUCGCAGCGGGAGCUCCAAGCUCUCGCUACUUUCUCGAAGAAGAACGAUCCCAGGGGAUCUUUGAUUGCGAAACAGGUCGCGAUGGGUUUACGUUAUAUGCACCAAAAAGGCUUCCUCCACAGAGAUCUCAAGCCCUUGAAUAUCCUCGUCGAUACGCCAGGCCCUGAAUGGAAGGUCAAGCUUGCAGACUUUGGCAUAGCCAGAAACAUCGGCGGCCCUACAUUGUACACCCACUACAUUGGUACUUAUGGCUACAUCGCUCCCGAGUUAUUCGAAUCAUCGGAUGCGUAUACGGCCGCGGUCGAUAUCUGGGCACUAGGGGCCGUCGUAUUUUGCAUGUGUACCGGCGCCCCGCCCUUUGAGCAACCGCAACACCUUCUCCAGUAUUGUGCCGGUAUGAGAUGCUUCCCUUCCCAGGUUUUGGGUCUUUCAACCGGAUUCUGCAUCGACUUCAUCCUGGGGACUAUGCAUGCGAACCCGCGGCAAAGAUUGGAGAUGGACCAGAUCAUGGAUCACGAGUGGCUCUCCAUGGAAAGAACGAUUAUGAAUAUGAGUAACCCGUAA
Neurospora tetraspora is the source of this 801-nucleotide messenger RNA. RefSeq names its product kinase-like domain-containing protein. The record is from RefSeq and is a predicted model, not a curated record. Gene Ontology annotation, cellular component: spindle pole centrosome; chromosome passenger complex; spindle midzone. Gene Ontology annotation, biological process: protein phosphorylation; regulation of cytokinesis; mitotic spindle organization. The coding region runs from base 1 to 801 and encodes 266 amino acids. Gene Ontology annotation, molecular function: ATP binding; protein kinase activity. The transcript is spliced from 4 exons. NCBI's taxonomy places the organism in Eukaryota, Fungi, Ascomycota, Sordariomycetes, Sordariales, Sordariaceae.